GCAAUACUGAAGACUCACAAAAUGAGUUGCGGCACCAAAACUUUGAAAGUCUCGUCAUUCCUCCUGGACUUUUUGUGCUGUGUUUUUGGCGCAUUUACAAUUUCCGCAUGCUCCUAUGCCUUGGCUACUUACAGCGGAAGCGAGGCCAUUCGCAUACCCUGCAUUCUGGGCAUUGUGCUGGGAGUUCUCUUAUUUGGCAUCACCAUUCUGGGUUGCAUUGCCGCGCUGCAGGAAAAUAUCAGACUAACUUGGAUUUAUGCAGCAGUAUUAUUCGCUUUAAUUUGCGCACAAAUAACCGUUAUGUUUGUACAACCCAUCAACUUUCCUCUACUGGCCAGCGAGACUAUCGAUAGGGCCUGGCAUAAUCAGCUCUACCUUAAUGGCAGCAUGUCCUACUACGAAAUCAAGUACCACUGCUGUGGCAAAACUGGACCCGACAAUUAUCCGGACAGUGGUCUCAAAAUUCCAGCCAGCUGUUAUUUCAAUCAGAACUCCACAAUACAGGCUGAUCUCUUUCAAUUCGGUUGUAAGGCUCCAUUGGCCGUAGCAUUUUCGAAAGGCACACGUAUGGAGCGCAUCAGCGACUGGACAGUCGUGGGAGUGGAGAUACUCGCAGUUAUAGUUGCUGGCCUUCUGGCGAUUACACUGAGGCACGCGGCUCGUCGUCGCCCAUACCGCUAGUACUUAGAGCUGGUCUAUGGAAAUAAUAACAAUGCAGUAUUGCUAAAAUUCUACUUGCUACUUCCAAGCUACUAGAUACCCGUAAUAUUUAUAAAUGUAUAAUAAAAACUUAUAAUAACUUAA
Scaptodrosophila lebanonensis is the source of this 804-nucleotide messenger RNA. Its product is annotated as 23 kDa integral membrane protein-like. Bases 22 to 681 code for a protein of 219 amino acids. Gene Ontology annotation, cellular component: membrane. The transcript is spliced from 5 exons. The record is from RefSeq and is a predicted model, not a curated record. NCBI's taxonomy places the organism in Eukaryota, Metazoa, Arthropoda, Insecta, Diptera, Drosophilidae.